AAAUUAGUAGUUGUAGAAAGCUGUCAUCCUAUAACAGAAAUGUUCCUUCUUUUAUUUGGUUUGAUUCUUCAGAAUUCCAAUAACCCAAAGGGGCCAAACAAUUUCCAUGAAACGAUUCGCUAGUUUCUGUUUCUUUUCUUGCAAUAUAGUGUCAUUGCUCUUCAUAUUUUCCACUGCAUUAGACACGAUAUCUAAGGAUAGCCCCAUCAAAGAUGGCCAUACCAUAGUUUCAGCUGGUGGCAACUUUGAGCUUGGAUUUUUCAGCCCUGGAAAUUCCAAGAAUCGGUAUAUCGGUAUAUGGUACAAGAAUCUACCUAAGGGCAAAGAAGUAGUGUGGGUUGCCAAUAGAGUCAACCCACUGAAUGACACAUCUGGCAUAUUAACGAUCAGUAGCAAAGGGAUUGCACUACUCAAUAGCACCCGAGACGUGAUUUGGUCGUCGAAUUCAUCAACCCAUUUGAGGAAUCCGGUGGCUCAGCUUUUGGACAGUGGAAAUCUUGUCUUAAAAGAUGGCAGUGGUGUAAACUUAAAAGACUAUGCUUGGCAGAGUUUUGAUUAUCCAGGCAAUACUUUAUUACCGGGCAUGAAAAUAGGCCGAAAUUUAGCCACUGGCCUUUAUUGGACUCUUUCAUCCUGGAAGAGCAGCGAUGAUCCUUCUCCUGGAAGAUAUGUGGAUCGCCUCGACACUAGUGGUUAUCCACAAAUCUUCUUGUGGGAAGGUCCGGUAAUAAAGUAUAGCUCGGGAAUAUGGAAUGGACGUUUUUUUGCUGGCGGACCAAAUUUGAAACCAAAUCCUUAUUAUACAUUUGAGUUUGUGAAUAAUAACAAGGAGAUUUACUAUAAAUAUGACCUUAUUACUUCUCUUCCCACCAGGGUGGUCUUAAAUCCGGCAGGCCUAAUUCAACGAUUCUUAUGGAUCGGACGGAACCAGAACUGGUUCCUUUACUCUACUGGGCAGAUGGAUAAUUGCGACCGUUAUGCCUUGUGUGGUCAAUUUGCGCGGUGCGACAUUAACGACUCCCCUUCAUGCGAUUGUUUGAGAGGAUUUCAGCCUAAAUAUCAACAAGAAUGGGAUGCAGCAGAUUGGUCUAGUGGGUGCGUGCGAAGAACUCCAUUGGAAUGUGGGACAAGUGACAGGUUUAUGAAAUACUCGAGUGUGAAAUUGCCAGAUACACGUCAUUCUUGGUUCGAUAAGAGCAUUGGCCUUGAGGAAUGCCAAAUGUUGUGUCUGAAAAACUGUUCGUGUACAGCAUAUUCCAAUCUUGAUGUAAGAGAUGGCGGGAGUGGAUGCUUACUGUGGUUUAACGAACUCGUUGAUAUCAGGGAAUAUGCUGAACUUAUGCAAGAUCUCUAUGUAAGGAUGGCUGCAUCAGAAGUAGGUUCAGGACAAAUGGGAAAGACAAGAAAAGCAAUCAUUGCGACUGUAUCAAUAAUUUCAGCAACCGUCCUUGGUUUUCUAUCUUGGUCUGCUAUGCGGAGAAAGAAAAGGGAAAGAGGAGAACGAGAAGGAAAGGAUGAUAUGGAGUUUCCUUUGUUUGAUUUGAUGACUAUUUCUGCUGCAACUAAUAAUUUCUCAUCUGAUAAUAUCAUUGGAAAGGGUGGUUUUGGACCCGUUUAUAGGGGAAAAUUAUUAUCUGGCCCAGAAAUAGCUGUGAAGAAGCUCUCCAAACAUUCUAGACAAGGUCUUGAAGAGUUGAAGAAUGAAGUUGUUCUGAUUUCAAAACUUCAACAUAGAAACCUAGUUAGGCUUCUAGGUUGUUGUCUUGAAGGGGAAGAGAGGAUGCUAAUUUAUGAAUAUAUGCCAAACAAUAGCUUGGACUUCUUCGUCUUUGAUGAGAUCAGAAGGGGACAACUUCUGUGGGAAGAUCGCUUUCGUAUUGCUAAGGGAAUAGCAAGGGGGCUUCUUUAUCUUCACCAGGACUCCAGAUUAAGGAUCAUACAUAGAGAUCUAAAGACUAGCAACAUUUUACUGGACAGCAAAUUGAAUCCCAAAAUUUCAGACUUUGGACUGGCUAGGAUUAUUGGUGGGGAUCAACAUGAAUCAAGAACAAAGCGAGUAAUAGGGACAUAUGGCUAUAUGUCUCCAGAAUACGCAGUUGAUGGGAAAUUUUCAGUGAAAUCAGAUGUCUUCAGUCUUGGUGUUCUUCUACUAGAAAUAGUAAGCGGAAGAAAGAACAGAAUGUUUUGUCAUCCAGAUCACCAUCAUAAUCUUAUUGGACAUGCUUGGUUAUUAUGGAAUGGAGGGAAGGCCUUGGAACUAAUCGAUGAAUGUUUGAAUGAAUCGUUUGUGGAAUCCCAAGUUUUAAGAUGCGUUCAUGUGGCGCUAUUAUGUGUUCAAAAACUAACAGUAGACAGACCACCAGUGGCAUCCGUGGUUUUCAUGUUGAGCCAUGAAGAAGUGGCAUUACCUCAACCAAAGGAGCCCGGUUUCUUCAUAGAGAGGAGUACAGCUGAAACAGAUGAUUCAAAUGAGAAAAGAUGCAUCAAUUACAAUGAUUUGACAUUAACAAUUCUUAUACCAAGAUAGAAUUGGUGGAACCAGCAAUUUUAGAAUCUUCUAUUGUGUAAAGGGGGUUGAACAACUUAUAUACAAAAAAAGAUAUUCAGUUCGCUGUACAUUAUAAUAUUUUGAAGUAGGGUUUCAGCUAAAUCCCUGUAGACCACAUAGCUCCGCCUCUGAAGAUAGUGA
Messenger RNA from Lycium barbarum (goji berry), 2689 nucleotides. Its product is annotated as G-type lectin S-receptor-like serine/threonine-protein kinase At4g27290. Gene Ontology annotation, molecular function: ATP binding; protein serine/threonine kinase activity. Gene Ontology annotation, biological process: protein phosphorylation; recognition of pollen. The transcript is spliced from 7 exons. The record is from RefSeq and is a predicted model, not a curated record. Bases 107 to 2527 code for a protein of 806 amino acids. NCBI's taxonomy places the organism in Eukaryota, Viridiplantae, Streptophyta, Magnoliopsida, Solanales, Solanaceae.